Messenger RNA from Gastrolobium bilobum, 5427 nucleotides. RefSeq names its product ENHANCER OF AG-4 protein 2. The coding region runs from base 340 to 4692 and encodes 1450 amino acids. The record is from RefSeq and is a predicted model, not a curated record. Gene Ontology annotation, biological process: regulation of transcription by RNA polymerase II. The transcript is spliced from 14 exons. Gene Ontology annotation, cellular component: nucleus. Lineage: Eukaryota; Viridiplantae; Streptophyta; Magnoliopsida; Fabales; Fabaceae. Gene Ontology annotation, molecular function: double-stranded DNA binding; transcription coregulator activity.
UCCUUCUUCCCAAAGCCACCCUUCACAAAAUCUACUAUUCUCUCUCUCUCUCUCUCUCUCUCUCUCUCUCUCUCUCUCCUCUCCUCUCUCUCUCUCUCUCUGAAAUACCCCAAUCUCUUUCUGCAAUUUCCUCACUCAUAGAUUCUCUUCCUUCUUUUCUCAUGCUCAGCCCUCGUUCUCCGUCGCGCUAGCCGCAUCUCGUUUCUUCGCCGGUGAAACCCCGCCGAAGAUCACCGCGGCGGUUCCGCGGGAUUUUCUAGGGUUUUCUGACUGUUCCGUUUCCCCUACUCACGACGCCGUUUCUCAAUUUUAGUCAUUCUGUAGCAUCGACGAGCCGUCAUGGCUCCUGCUCGUCGACGCGGAGCGAACAAGGCCAAAGCGAAUGGGCACUUGAGUCUCGGCGAUCUUGUGCUCGCUAAGGUCAAGGGCUUCCCAGCUUGGCCUGCCAAGAUAAGCAGGCCAGAAGAUUGGGAUAAACCCCCUGAUCCGAAGAAACAUUUUGUUCAAUUCUUUGGUACGAAAGAAAUAGCUUUUGUUGCCCCUGUGGAUAUUCAGGCAUUUACCAGUGAGGCUAAAAAUAAGUUGUCUGCUCGGAUUCAAGGCAAGACAAAGUACUUUACCCAAGCUGUGAAAGAAAUCUGUGCAGCAUUUGAUGAGAUACAGAAACAGAAGGCUAGUGGUUUGACUGAUGACACUGAUGAUUCUCGUAUGGGUUCAGAGGCUCCUUCUGUUGAUGGGGUAGUGGGUAACCUGAAGGAUGUCAAUGAUGCUGCGGUAUCUAAUGCCGAAAAAGAUAGCAUCUACAUGGGUAAUGUUGACUCUAAUAUGGAGCACUGUGUGCAGAAAAAUGAAGAGAGUGAUAGCCAAGAUGAAAAACACUCCGUAUCUGGCCAUCCAAAUGAAAGUUCUUCUGUUUCGUCUCCUGUGUGCAAAAGUAAAUUAUCCAUUGGUUCAGAGCUAAAGAAUAAUGCUACCAAAUCUAGUCUUAAAGGUGCAAGUAACGUUAAUGAUUUUGGGCAAGGUGAUAAUGGACAUAGUGUUUCGACAAAUGGGAGCAAGACAAGAAAGCUUGUUACUGGUUCAAAGAGGAGAAGUGAAGCUGCAGAUGCUAGAAAUAGAAAUGGUGGAUCAUCUGCAGGAACAUUUUUGAAGGAGGGAAACUCUACUGGUGGUGCUGAUCUGUCGAGGUCUGGAGAGACAUUGAAAGGUAGAAUAAAAGGGAAAAAUGCAUUUGCUAUUAAGUCAGAUUCCCCGGAUACUCUUAAAUCAGACUUUAAUGGUAAUACUGGAGAAAAAGAUAAGAACUUGCUAAAAGUUAAAACAAGUCUUGAGGUAAAAAAUGAGUUGCAGGAGAUCUUGUUUGAUUCUGAGGAGGCUGAUGGUAAAAAUUCCAGUAAGCGAAAGAAGACCCAACUUCAUUCAAAGCAUAAUGUGGGAGCAAAUGAAUCAUUACAUGCUUCCAAGAAGUUGAAGCGUGCAGACGCCAAAGAUGACUUACCUUUAGGUUAUCACUCAAAAGAUGUGAAAAGUGCUUUAUCUUGCUCUACCGUUGUGGAAGACAAAGCAUUUAAAAAAUCAGAGUUGAAAAGGUCCGCUUCAAAUUUGAAAACAGAAAAAAGCUUGCCAUCAAAGGGUCAAAUUGGUGUUGUAGGUUCUGAUGAUUCUGUCCUUGAGUUGCUACCAGGGACCAAACAUCAUAGCCUAGCUCAGCAAGCUACACUUGAUUCUGCUAGUGUUGCUUCUGAUGAGAAAAAAGAAAGAAGUUCUCUUAGACUGAAGGUUGAUGCUGAUAAUGUUAUGAUGAAACAAGUACAGAGGAAACGCAGAGCUGUUUGCCUUUUUGAUGAUGAUGAUGAUGAUAAACCUAAAACUCCUGUUCAUGGAGGAGCUGCAAAAAGUAUGAAGUCACCUUUUGUGUCAGAAGUCAAGAAGAUAAAAAUUGCAGAGUCAGAGAAGUCUGAUGUUGCUCAGCUGGCUCACAGAAAUUCUGGUGAACUUGAUGAUAUCCAUUUGAAAGAACCAUCUUCUCAAUUACGUAAUAACACUUCAUCAAUUAGGCAGUCUCUAAAAGAUAAAGCUGAUGAAGUAAUUCCUGUACAUGUUCCUAAUAGUCCUGAUAAAUUAGAUGCGAAGCAGCUGCCCUCCAAGGUGGUAAAAUUAAGCUCUGCCUCUCCAGUAAAAUCACCUCACUCAGCAACAAAGUCAGAAGCUGAACGGAAUAAAUCUUCCAAACCUUUGCUUAAAGUUUCCAGUAAUGCUACUCAAAAGAAGGCUGAUCACGUUUCUUCAAAGUCUUCCCAUAAUCUCAUCUCCUCUCAGAAUCAAGUUGCAACUCAUAAAAAGAAGCCUGCAUCUUCAGCAGAAAUUUCUAAAACUAUUCCAAAGACAUUGGUGCAGACAGUUGAAGUUCAUGCCUCAGCAGUUGGUUUUAAGGAGUCUGAAACUCUACAUGUUGAUAGAUUGGAGGUGGGCAUGGAAGAAAAAAGUAGUAUAUAUACUGGUUCUGGGACUCCUGAAUCUGCUAAAACUAUGAAGCAUCUUAUUGCAGUUGCCCAGGCAAAAAGGAGACAAGCUCAAUCUCAUUGUCUUUCUUUUGGCAUUCACAAUGUUCAGGGGGGGACCCCUAGCCCCUCCUCCAUUCAGCCAUUUCUGUCUGUCUCUAGCAAUUUUGUUCAGGUGGAUGUGGAGGGUGUUUAUGAGCACACAACAUUGGCUUCUCCAACAACUAAUGAACAUCACUCUGCAUCUCGAAGUCAACUUGAUGCUGAUGAAAUUGAGGAAAGAAGAGUUAGUUCAGUGCAAAGGGGUCUAGGAGGCUCGCUGAGUGGUGGUACUGAGGCUGCUGUUGCUCGUGAUGCUUUUGAAGGGAUGAUUGAAACUUUGUCAAGGACCAAGGAAAGUAUUGGGCGUGCAACUCGUCUUGCCAUUGAUUGUGCUAAGUAUGGCAUUGCCAACGAGGUGGUUGAACUUCUCAUCCGAAAGCUGGAAAAUGAAACUAGUUUUCAUCGCAAAGUGGAUUUAUUUUUUCUUGUUGAUUCUAUCACCCAGUGCUCGCAUAAUCAAAAAGGCAUUGCAGGAGCCUCCUACAUACCUAUAGUUCAAGCAGCAUUGCCACGUCUUCUGGGUGCUGCUGCUCCCCCUGGACCUAGUGCCCGUGAAAAUCGCCGUCAGUGUCUAAAGGUUUUAAGGCUGUGGCUUGAAAGGAAAAUUUUACCUGAAUCAAUUCUUCGCCGUUACAUGGAUGAUAUUGGAGUUUCUAAUGAUGAUAUGGCAGUUAGCUUUUCUCUCAGGCGUCCAUCUCGAGCAGAGCGAGCUGUGGAUGACCCAAUUAGAGAAAUGGAAGGCAUGCUUGUCGAUGAGUAUGGAAGCAAUGCUACAUUUCAGCUGCCUGGCUUUUUAUCUUCUCAUGCAUUUGAUGAAGAUGAAGAUGAAGAUGAUUUACCAAUCAAUUUGUGUAAGGAUAUACAAGAUGCAUCUCCAGCAGAUCCCUUACUUACCCUUGGAGAAUCAGAAACUUCUACUGUUACCCCAAAUGACAAGCGUCAUUGUAUCUUGGAGGAUGUGGAUGGUGAGCUAGAAAUGGAAGAUGUUUCAGGUCACCCGAAGGAUGAAAGGCCUGUAUUUUUUAACAGUUCUGAUGACAUUGAUUUGCAACUUCAGGGCUCAGACAGGAAUUUUGAUCCAACUUCAAACAUUUCAGCAGAAAUGUCGGCUACUCCGGAGGGUUCUCCUCCAUUGCCACUCGAUUCACCUCCUCCACCCCCACCUUUGCCUUCUUCACCUCCACCACCUCCUCCUCCAUCUUCUCCAUCUCCUCCCCCACCCCCGCCACCCCCAAUAUUGCAACCUCGUCCUCCUCCUUUACCACCGGCAGCCGCUCCAGUGUCAUUGCUUUCUCAAUCAUCUGGACCAUCCCGGCCUUCGCUUCCCUCCCAGUCAUUAAUGCCGCCUCAGCCAUCGCAUCAGUCUUCUCCACAGUUGGGGUAUCAGCAGAAUGUACCUCAUGACUUUAGUUGCACAACUAGUUCCUCUAUACAGGGUAACCAAAUAGUUCAAAUGGCUGGAAAUUCUUUUCCUGGAGGUCACAAUAAUGCUGUUGUAAAGAAUGAAAUAUUUCCUCAGCCAUCUGCUUUUGCCCCAACAGCAGGCUGCAGCUCCCAGGAACCUUCUGGUUUUAACCCUUCAAGGCAAUUAGAAUACGGACAGAAUGAUAUAUAUCUAAAUGCUCAAGUUCCUCAACCUAACCAUCAAUUUCAGCCCGGUAACCCUUCAUUUGCUCAGAGACACGGGCAUCCUGCCCCACCCCAAAAUCCAUCAAAUCAGUACUCAUAUCCAAAUCCUACAGUUCAGCAACAUCUUCCACAUUCAUUCCAUCCCUCCUUCCCUUUACCGUCUCUUCCAGAUGGCCGGAGGCAAUUUGUUGCUGAUGAGCAAUGGAGAAUGUCAUCGAGUGAAUUUAAUACAAACAAUCAACAUGGUAUAUGGAGAGGGAGAAAUCCUUCAUGCCCUGGUCCACCCUUUGGGCAAGAAGGUCAUUUUCGGCCAUCACUGGAAAGACCCCCGGUAAGCAACUUAGGUUUUCAGCGAGUUCCAAGCAACCUACCUGCUGCUCCAGUAUCAGGACAUGGUGUUCCUCAGAUGUUGCCUUGUAGGCCUGACGUUCCUGCUGUUAAUUGUUGGAGACCCACUUGAAUUUGAUUGGAGUCUUCUUAGUAUUAAUGGUGUUGCUGGUGGAUCAACACGCUGAGGUUACACAUUGUGCUUCAAAGUUAGAUUCGCCUGUGUAGUACAUACAACUAACCUGUGAAGAAAAUUUUGAAAACUUGUGGAGGCUUUUGGAAGGAUUGUGUAUAUUGUAAUUUUUCCUGACAAUGUAUCCCAGGAACAUUUGCUUCCGAGUUUAGGCCCAUGUUUCUGACUUGGUUUUGGCAAAACAAAAGAAGAUGGUGAUCACUUUCUCAUGUUUUGAUUGUGAUAACUUAACAAGAAUAAGGUCAAAUUUCAUCAGAUACAGAGAAUGCCGAUCAUUGAGGUUAGUUUGUGGACAUAAUUUGGAAAACCUCAAGAAAAACUGGCAUCUACGACAGGAUGGUCUCGAGAUACUACAGAAAUAAGGGAAGUGUAAUACUUGGAUAAUGCGAGCCGGGUGAUCAAGUUUAUAUACUCUUCACGCUGUUGGGUUUGUUUUUUGGAUGAUGCUUGGCGGCGAACUUGUCUAUGCAUGUAGAUGUAGUUUUCUUCAUAGAAUGUUUGGGAGUUGGGGCUCCUCUUUAAAAGAACAAGAGUGGCAGAGCUUCCACUUCAACUUUUACGGUAAAAAUAUGUAUGCUUAAGUUAACUUUUGAAUAGUCCCACCAAAAAAGAAAGAAAAGAAAGUGAUUUUUGAAUGUGGGUAAAGUAAAUAUCUUUUUUUUUUUUUCAAUUUUA